Paramuricea clavata is the source of this 5212-nucleotide messenger RNA. The record is from the annotation of a GenBank genome assembly. Lineage: Eukaryota; Metazoa; Cnidaria; Anthozoa; Malacalcyonacea; Plexauridae.
AUGAGACUUAGAGGAAAUUCUAAUCCUUGGAUUUCCCCUGAUAUCAAAAAUCUGAUGAGGGUUAGUGACUCUUACAAGAAAAAGGCUGUUAAAAAUAAUUCCCAGAUUCACUGGGAGAAAUUCAAAGAAAUACGUAACAAAGUCAAUUCAGAACUAACUAAAGCUAAAACAGCGUGUUUCUGUAACAAAUUUGAGAACUGCGCACAAUCGAAAGAUAUGAAACAUAGUUGGAAGUUAAUUAAUAUUCUCUUAGGUAAAAAUAAAAAAUCAAAUAAUAUCUCUCAACUUAAAUGUGAUGAUGUUGUGAUUUCAGAUGAUACUCUGAAAGCUGAGGCGUUUAAUGACUUCUUUGUUAACAUCGGGGUAAAUUUGGCUAAUGAAAUUGAGAACGAUUCUCUAUGUACGAACUUUCCAGAUGAUGAAAAUUACCACUCUAACUAUUACUCUAAUAUAAAUUUUAAGUUUUCUGAAAUUGGUAUGGAUGAUAUUAUUUGUCAAUUACGUAAUCUUAAAAUUUCAAAGUCUACCGGUAUUGAUAACAUCCCUGCUAUAGCUCUUAAAUUGUCCGCGGAAGUUAUUGGUCCUUCAUUAACAUGGAUUUAUAAUCUUUCAAUCGAAACUGGGAUAUAUGUUGAUGAAUGGAAAAAGGCGUGGGUAAUGCCAAUUUUUAAAUCUGAUGAUAGAAAAAGAUGUGAAAAUUACCGACUGAUAUCUAUAUUGCCUAUUGUCAGUAAAAUACUAGAGAGAUCGGUUUUCAACCAGAUUUAUAAGUUUUUGAAUGAUAAUUCGCUGCUAUCUAAACAUCAAUCUGGCUUUCGGCCUAAGCAUUCAACUUUAACAACACUCAUUCAAAUGUGUGACACACUUUAUGAGAACAUGGAUAAUGGUCAGCUGAGUGGUGUUGUUUUCCUUGAUAUUAGAAAAGCUUUUGAUUCUAUUGACCAUACAAUCUUAUUGCAAAAGAUGAAUGAUCAAUUUGGAAUAAAAAAUGUGGAACUGGAUUGGUUUAAGUCCUAUCUAACUAAUAGAGAGCAAGCAUGCAUUGUCAACGGUGCAAUGUCAUCACCUAAAACGAUUGUGUGCGGAGUUCCGCAGGGAUCAAUUCUUGGUCUCUUGCUGUUUUUAUUAUAUAUUAAUGAUUUACCCGAAUGCCUCGAAAAAACUUCGCCACACCUAUACGCUGAUGAUACUCAAAUUUCUACUUCUGCUAAAACUAUUGAGGAACUUACAGAAAAUCUAAAUAAUGACCUGAAAAAAGUCGGUGAGUGGCUUGCUCGAAAUAAACUGCAACACCACCCAACUAAGACCAAAUUAAUGUAUAUCGGUUCAAAGUAUAAUACUGAUACUAUGACUUAUGAUAUUCCAGUAAUGAUGAAUAACCAAUUCAUAACUUGCUCAUUCAUACACAUGCCUUGGGGUUAAACUUGAUGAAUACCUUAAUUGGCAUGAGCAUGUUGAAAUGAUUUGUAAGAAAGUUGGGGCCGGCAUAGGAGCAAUGCAACGAAUUAAGCCAUAUGUUCCUAUAAAUACCCUGCAUACCAUUUACAGAGCUUUGAUAGAACCGUAUUUUGAUUAUUGUAGUCCAUUAUGGGACGUCUGUAAUCAACAGCUGAAAGAUAAGCUUCAAAAGUUCCAAAACCGUGCAGCGAGAAUUAUAACCGGCGCCAGCUAUGAAAUAAGGUCUGCUGAUGUUCUUCGAUCCCUUGCUUGGGAAAAUUUAGAGAUAAGACAACUUACAACUAAAUCCACAUUAAUGUAUAAAGUCCUGAAUGAUUGCGCUGGGCCGAACUUGAAGGAUGCUCUAACGAGAAGGGACCUUGUUCAAACCAGUUAUAAUCUUCGCAAUACUUAUACUGACCUUACCCUUGCUAAGCCAAAACGAGAAUUUCUAAAAAGAAGCUUUAAGUAUAGCGGAGCUAAAUUGUGGAAUAGUCUUCCUUCUGAUGCGAAGCUAGCGCAAUCAAUUUAUUCUUUUAAAAACUGCCUGAAAGUUUCACGCUAACAUCUUCUAAUAUACUGUAUAUGCAUGCUUUAGAAAUAUGGGUCACACCGUUCGGAACUUAAUUCUUGUAUUGUAAAUAGUUGUAUAUAAUUCUUUAUUCUUUUCUAUAUCAUAUUUGUAAUUUUUAAUAGUAACAGACGUCCCUCGUGAAAAUCAACAAAUCGUUGACGAGGCUAACGUCUUUAAAUAAAGUUUACAUACAUACAUACAUACAUACAUACGUUACGCCACACGUUACGUUUGAGUUUAUAUAGAAUAUUAAUGAAAAUCGACACGUUACACACGUUACGCCCCAUUCUUAUAAAGGUAGAAUAGGUCUACCUUUAAUAUAUUAGGCGUAACGUGUGUAACGUGUCAGCUUGCUAUAGAUUCUUAUAUAGUGAAAGGCGUAACGUGUGGCGUAACGUGUGCGUAACGUGUUGAAAUUGAGUUCUAUUUAGUUUGUAUGCAUGUAUAAGGUCUUCAAAAUAAUUUUCACGUAGGCUAUUAGUCGUUGAGUUUUCGCAUAGUACUUUUAUUGAAUAUGCAUGCUAGAAGUGUGUACUUAAUAUAUUCGUCACUAUUAAGCAUCUAAAACAGUUAUUGAAGUCAAAAGGCACUGCCAAUAUAAACGGUAUAAAUAGGGAAAAACAUUGUAAUAUAGAAACACUUAAUAAAUUUAAUACUUUAAUCGUUCUCCUCGUUUCUCACUGAUCAUUGCAACACGCUUGUUCAUCGAUAUAAUAAUUCAGUUCAUAGUACUUUUUGACAAAUUCAUCGUCGUGCUUUUAAUUAACUCAUUCGGAAAAUUGUUCAAACUUUUCUGACGUGACCUGCUUGUCAAUGGCAUCUUGUCCUAACUGUACGUUUUGAUACUCAAGCGGGACGCGUUCAAUUUAUGAACUACUUACGGUCAUUUAUGACGUCACGAUGACGUCAUUGUGACGUCACAAUUCUACACACUGUAGGUAAAAUCCUUAGGCACACAUGAAACACAUAGUCACAGCAAGCAAAGGCUGUUAUGCUUCUUAUUUACGGCAAAGCGAAAUAACCGUAUUAAAAUUAUCAUUACUCGACACUACAUAGACUGUCUUAGCAGAGGCCUCAUUGUGUUCACAAACUUAAUUAAAUUUCUGCCAAAAAUUGAACUUAACGCAGUCUCGGGCAAAAUUUUCAUUUUUCGCGCUUUAAGCCCAGUGAUCUAGUUUUCUUGCGAAACUGGCACAAAAAUGGACUCAAAAGACGCAGAAUGGGGGACUGGGUACGAGUAAACAACCGUUUUGAACUGCUUAUUGGAUCCUCUAUGUCUCCUGUUCUAACUUUUCAAUCUGGACUCUGACAUCCAGUUUUUGCAACUUUAAGCAACGCAAUUUUCAACUACGGCUGAAACGGACAGAUUGACGAACGCAAAACAGAAAUUAUCUGGUUUGUUUGGUGGAGGGUCUUUGAGUUUACCCGCAAGAUUCCGCAGGCGGAGCAGAAAGACCUGUCUCUGUACCCACGCGCUGUGAAUGUAAAAUUGUGACGUCACAAUGACGUCAUAAAUGACCGUGAAUAGUUCAUAAAUUGAACGCGUCCCGCUUGAGUAUCAAAACAGUUAGGACAAGAUGCCAUUGACAAGCAGAUCACGUCAGAAAAGUUUGAACAAUUUUCCGAAUGAGUUAAAAGCACGACGAUGAGUUUGUCUGAAAGUACUAUGAACUGAAUUAUUAUAUCGAUGAACAAGCGUGUUGCAAUGAUCAGGGAGAAACGAGGAGAACGAUUAAAGUAUUAAAUUUAUUAAGUGUUUCUAUAUUACAAUGUUUUCCCCUAUUUAUACCGUUUAUAUUGGCAGUGCCUUUUGACUUCAAUAACUGUUUUAGAUGCUUAAUAGUGACGAAUGUAUUAAGUACACACUUCUACCAUGCAUAUUCAAUAAAAGUACUAUGCGAAAACUCAACGACUUAUUGCCUACGUGAAAAUUAUUCUGAAGACCUUAUGCAUGCAUACAAACUAAAUAGAACUCAAUUUCAACACGUUACGCACACGUUACGCACACGUUACGCACACGUUACUCCACACGUUACGCCUUUCACUAUAUAAGAAUCUAUAGCAAGCUGACACGUUACACACGUUACGCCUAAUAUAUUAAAGGUAAACCUAUUCUACCUUUAAAAGAAUGGGGCGUAACGUGUGUAAUGUGUCGGUUUUCAUUAAUAUUCUAUAUAAAGUCAAGCGUAACGUGUGGCGUAACGUGUGUGCAACGUGUGCGUAACGUGUCAUCUAUUCUUAUAUAUUUCAUUGAGAGUAAAUGUGCAAUGAUGGCAGCAUGAAAAAAGUUCAUCCAAAAACACCAGUUCGUCAAAACAGCGUGGGUACGGAGACAGGUCUUUCUGCUCCGCCUGCGGAAUCUUCCGGGUAAACUCAAAGACCCUCCACCAAACAAACCAGAUAAUUUCUGUUUCGCGUUCGUCAAUCUGUCCGUUUCUGCCGUAGUAGAAAAUUGCGUUGCUUAAAGUUGCAAAAAUUGGAUGUCAGAGUCCAGAUUGAAAAGUUAGAACAGGAGACAUAGAGGAUCCAAUAAGCAGUUCAAAACGGUUGUUUACUCGUACCCAGUCCCCCAUUCUGCGUCUUUUGAGUCCAUUUUUGUGCGAGUUUCGCACGAAAACUAGAUCACUGGGCUUAAAGCGCGAAAAAUGAAAAUUUUGGCCGAGACUGCUUUAAGUUCAAAUUUUUGGCAGAAAUUUAAUUAAGUUUGUGAACACAAUGAGGCCUCUGCUAAGACAAUCGCGUGCAAAAAUUCUUGAGACAAGCAGUUUAUUGGCCCUCUCCCUGCUGUAACAAUGCUUCUUGCCCCCCCCCCUUGUGCAAUGUUGUUAAAACGAUUUUGAGGUCAGGGCUUAUCAAAUAAUAUGUUUUCAACAUUGUUAAUGGGGGGAGGGGGGCACGCACGUGAAAAAGAUCACCAAAAUGUGAAGAGUCUCAUUAUUUUUGCACGCGAUUGUAGGUCCUUUCUUAGUUUCACUCAUGGUCGACGAUAUAAAACCUGUGAACCCGGAAGAUAAUUUACUGGUUAAGUUUGCCGAUGAUAUGACCGUUAGCGCUCCCGUCAAAUCAACUGGUGAUUCAGCUACUGCUGAAGUCAACAAUAUCGACAACUGGGCGAAGAAUAACAGUGGACAUUAUGUGAAUCACGCUCGGCCAAUCAGCGCGCUGCGACAUCAUCAUCGCGGGGAGGGGGUCAUAUACUAG